AUGAAGAGACUUUUUCAACAGACAGUGGGCUUAGCGAUUGCCUGUUCAACUUUCGCUGCAUCAUUCCACGUUUUCGACAAUACAGCCUACACAAACACGUCAAUUGGCUACGGAACAACGAACAUCAAUUGGAUUCCAGCAUACGUUUGCAACCCUCUCACCGAGGACGGAGUUUUACCAUCAGCCGAUGUAUGGAAAGCCAUUGUCCUCGAAUGGAAUGUCUAUCCAAGUUACCCACUGGUCCUCGACUGCGAGGAUCUCUAUUUCACGUCUACUUCAACCGCAGAUCUUCACUUGGAGAUGAUGUCCACCCUACAAACCUGGGCAGCAGAUGUCAUCCCUUCAGGCCAGAUCAUUGGCUGGUACGGGCUCUCCGGCAACACCAUAUCUAGUCUAUAUGAUCACUAUCGUAGCCUGAUCGCAAAUUACACCAGUCACGCGUUUUUCCCAUCGGCCUACACUUUCAGCGACAGCAUUUCCACCUGGAAUACUUCGCUGACGUCUGUUCUCAAAAUAAUCAACACCAUCGAUGAUUCUUUGCCGGUUUGGCCAUAUACAUGGCCACAGUAUCAUGGAAACUAUUCUUUUAUCCCAUCAAUCCUCUGGGAGAAUGAAUUGAAUUACUUGGCAGCAAAUAGUGGUGUGGAUGGGUUUGUUAUUUGGGGUGGCAAAAACCAUGCCGUAUGCAAUGAUACUUGUCAAAGUACCGCUGGUCAACAGCCUUGGCUAAAUGUGACUCGCACCUAUUUGGAAAAUUUGUAUGGAAUUUACAGCGGUGAUGCAAAAGUUGAAGGGGCUCAAAUUUUUGGUGGGGUUUAA
Penicillium odoratum is the source of this 819-nucleotide messenger RNA. RefSeq lists its product as uncharacterized. The record is from RefSeq and is a predicted model, not a curated record. Bases 1 to 819 code for a protein of 272 amino acids. Lineage: Eukaryota; Fungi; Ascomycota; Eurotiomycetes; Eurotiales; Aspergillaceae. The transcript has a single exon.